AUACGCUUGCAUCAUGUUGCAAAGAGUAUACAAGUUUUUAUCAUAUAAUUAAAUAAAAGUCAAGUUUACUGCGCAUUUGUGAUUUAGAGCAUUAAAGCGGUUUCCGUUCUAAAUUUGGCGAUGGUUAUCUGUACCCUCUACUGCAACUAAUCUUUAUAUGUGAAAUCGGUGUUAAGUAUUCUUCAAUAAAAGUCACACUUUAUCGAGUGAUUGUGCUUAUGUACACGUAGCCAUUUAAUUAUAAAUAAAUAUGACUUUUUUUCAAAUAGAAAUUUUUAAGUGUCAAUUGAAAGUAUAGUAGUAGUAGUUGCUAUUGCAUGCGUUUUCAGAUUACCUUAUGCGGUGAAAGAGGACGUAAAGCUUUAAGAAGUAAGCUUUAAAGCUGAUCAAUUUCACUGCUGAUAAAAAUACUGGCCGAUAUAUCUCUUUUAAGUAUGUGCAUAGAUUUAUCACAAGUUAAUAUAAUUUCUAUUCUUUAAAUAUUUAAAGGGAGAACCAUUUUCAAGAUCCCUACUUUUUUACAGAAAAAACAGAGAAUUCAAAUUUAAUGGGGACUGUUUUUUAUCAGUCGAAAGAACAUUUUUUGGCAUUUAAUUUUUGAAAAUUAUCUCUUUCUUCGGCUAUGUUUCAGAUGGUCGAUCCGUUGAGUCCAAUUUUCAAUUUUGCUCCAAGGCUGGAAUCAAAGACUUUACAUAUCCUCACAAGAAAAAGUUUAUCGGUGUAAUAUUACACGGCCAAUCGACCGACCCAAAACUUGAAAUUAUCUGCUCACUGAAGUGUUCUCUCAAUAAAUCCACUGAUUGAUGCGAUUCGUGGGAAGUGGCGCCGUCUUUUGAAACCAAAUGUCGCCGAGAUCACGAGCUUCAAUUUCAGGCAUCAAAUAGUCGGUUAUCAUGUCGCGAUAAUGGUUAUUGUUGCUGCAACGGUUAUCUAGUCCCCGCUUGGGUGGUAAUUUAUAGUUUGAUUGUCGUCGAGGUCAUCUAACGGGGGCCCAGACAACGAGCUCUUUCGACGGGGUCGGAGCACAGGGAAAUGGGUGUUAGAUAAAUGGGGUUCGUUGGGCACACAAAGAGGUGGUUAGUGUCAUGCGGAGACUCAUCGAAUUCAGGACAUAUAUUGGGUAUGUCGGGAUCGAUUCUGGAUAAGUAGGAGUUUAACCUGCUACAGUAUCCAGAACGAAGUUGCGCGAGGGUUCGCGAUAAUGGUCGCUAUUGACGGUUAAGUUCUCACCGGAAUUAUUUUUGAAAAAAUAUGGAGCGAUAUUUUUUCUGGAUGUAAUGACAGCUCUUGAAUCUCUUCAGGUUGCUCCUUGUCAUAAAUGCAGCAAUGCUUGUUUUCAUACCCAUUGAGCCAGAAAUGGGAAUCAUCGCUGAACAAAAUUUGGCUCGAAAUCGUCGGAUCUCCUUGGAACUUUUUAAGAGCCCAUAGAGCGAAGCGAUGUCGAUUGGGAAGGUCGAGUGGUUUCAAUUCUUGCACAAGCUGUAUUUUGUACGCUUUCAAUUUAAGAUCUCGACGUAAAAUGUGCCAAGUCGUUCCAUACGUCAGUCCGAAUUGCUGCGAACGGCGCCGAAUCGACUCUCCAACGUUUUCGUGUACACUAAGCUACGAAUGCUGAGUCUCAAGAUGGGUGAUGGCGUCGCGAAUAGUACGCUCAGUGGGUUGAUUACGUAGACUAAGUUGAGCGAAGCGCGCGAAACACAUUCUCUGCAGAACGUGAAUUUUCGUAAUAAAGUUGAAAGAUUUAUUAACGUUGUUUCGGCGUAAGUCUUUUUAUGAUAAGAUGCCAAAGAAUACUGGACAAAAAUAACAUGACAGCUUGACGCGACUCAUGCAUGAUCCGUAAAAGAAAGGCUAUUAAAAGAAGUACCUCUACUUGUAUCACCCGUUAUUUGAACCAAAAAUAUUACCUUAAUUUCGGUUGCACGGAAGUUAUAAUAUCCUUGUUGGAUGAAUUCUUAUUGCAUUCUUAUAGGGUAGGAUGUAUGGCAGUUAAAUGCUAUAGUAGGCAGAUUUAAAAAAUGUCUUCUGAUAUUGUCCUGUCACCUUUGACAAUAACCUAUGCCAAAAUUUGUGAAGAUAUCUCGUCAAAUAAAAAAGAUUUCCAAUUAUAUAUAUUUUAUACCACCCGAAACCGCGAUUGCAAUCAAAUUAAAACUUACUAGUAAUAGAAGGGAUAAUAUUUUCAAACUCGUUGUUUUUUUUAAUAUUGAAAUAUCAAUUCGCCUUAACUUAUACUAUAAAGAAUAUAUUGAAAUUAGUUUUUUAACUUAAGUUUUACUGUAGAAUUAUUUACAAAUAAUGUUUUAUUUUUCAUUAUGUAUUAACAUCUGGCAACCAUUCCAUUUUGGAACGUAUUUGCUGGAAUGUUCGACAGUGUUGACAAGUGUGAAAAUAUUGUGUUGAAAUAUUACCGAUAAAAUUUCUCAUGUAUUAAUAUUAAAACUGAUAACGAAAAACUUGAUUAACAUAAAAUUAUCUGGUAUGUCUAAAAUAUUUGAAACGUUGAGGCUAGUUAUAUAUCAGAUAACAUAUAUGUACAUAAGUUUUUAAUCUGAAGCUCUCGUGUUCUCUAUAUAAUGAAAAGGUAAAUAUUCGUUUAGCAUAUAAAAUAUUGUAUAUUAUUGGUAAAUAAAUACUAAAGUUAAAUGUAUAGUACACUACAUACUAAUAUACAAACAAGUACACUUUAUGAGCAAAUAUACUUCACCCCAAUUAAACGGUUCAGCCGAAGAGUCAAAUUUAACCGAAUCUUUGUGUAUCUGUGAUCGUUCAUCCCUUUCUUACGCAACGGGGUUAUGAGUUACGCGGUGUGUAUGUUUAGUUUCCACGCUAAUUUUAAUGCAUUGUAGUUUCUGUAGUCGUGACUUGUUGGGUUGUGCUGUAAAUGAAUUAUGUCAAUAUUUCGUUUGUGUAUUGUAUUCAAUGUUCGAGUUUAAUUUUCAUGUAUUUGACGUUCUACAACACUGUUGCCAAUUGAUUUUUGACAUUUGUUCCAAUAUUCAUUCUCUAUUAUUAAAGCAAUGAACAUUUGCGAAUAGGAAGUUGUGUUUGCAAAAUAAUAGUGAGCUCAAUUUAAGCUUAGAAUUAUACAUAUUUUAACUCUUAUGUACAGUAAUUUUGUGAAACGAAAAGCGAAAAUUUCAUUCGCGAUAGAAAAGUCUAUUUUUUAAACGGAGUAAACGGAUUUUUUUUUAUCUGAAGUUGUAUUUUGUAGUAUUUGAGAAAAGUGCGUCACGAGACCGAUGCCAUUUGGGAUCUUUUUUUCUCUGCCGACUUAUAUUAGCAUAGUUAAGAAAGGCGAUUAGCAUUUUAGUAAAUAUAAGAAUACAUUAACACAUAUGUAUAGAAAUAUUUGAAGUACGGUUUGUUAUAAAUUCUAUGUGGAAACCGUGUAAGUCAAAUGACGCGCGCAUAUGAUGACAUAGAAGCUGUGACCCGCUUGCUGGAAGAAAAAGAAAAGGACUUAGAAUUAACAGUACAAAUUGGCAAAGAACUUUUAACACAAAAUAAUGCACUUGAAAGCAAAAUUACUGAGCUCGAAGCAGAUUUGAAAGCUUCGAAUGAGGAUCGCGCUCAACUAGUUCAUGAACUACACAAGAAAAAUGAACUUAUUGCUGUUUUGACAAAUGACUCUGACGAAGGGAGUGAAAAUGAUACUCCCACCUUUUCCAAAUCCAUUACUUUGGAUUUACUACAAAAGAAAAUUGCUACAUUGCAGGAUGAGAAUAAAAGUUUGAAACUUGAAGCCUUACAGCUUGCCUCAGAAACCGAUGAUGUUGAGGCGCAGGAACGGCAACUUAUGGAAGACAUAACGUCGCAAUUGAACGAAGCGAACGGUCGCUACGACAGCAUGAAUCUGGAGUUGGAACGUCUCCGAGAGGAGAAUCGUUUGCAGCAUGAACAGAUAAUCAGUUUAACAGCGAGAUUGUCGGAAGCUGAAAUGAGGCUGCAUCAAUUAACGCACGACAAUGACGAACACAUAACACUUUUAAAUAUAACUAAGGAGAACCAAAAUUCAUUAGCAGUGGAAUUACUUGAAUUCAAGCAACGAUAUCAGGAAGUACUGGCUUUACUGCAGGAGGCUCAAGAACAAUUGCGUAAUCAGCGAAAGAAAACAAUGCCGCAGGCGCGUAGCUCUUUUAUAUCGAAUUCUGUUUUACUGCAGCCCGAAUCGUUGCAAUGUGAAUUAAUGGAGUCAUCAAUGUAUUCUGAAAAUAGUCUUGAUUCCGGUAUUUCGGGUGAUACGCAACGUGCAGAUCGUAUGGGCCGUUUAAUGUCACAAAUGCCCGGUAUAUAUGGUGGUGGUGCUGGCAACGCAGGGUCCGCGUAUGGAUUUGGAGGCGUUGGUGCUAUACCACCAUAUAAGCGGGUGUUUGAAACAGUGCGAUGUGCUAGCAAAACUGGCAAUUAUAUGGAUAGUGGCAAUUCGUCGAUGACACAACUGGGCGCAAUGGCAAUGAGCAGUAGCGUCGGACCGCGGAUGUCGGCGAUGCCGUAUCGUGGUGCCGCCUUCGAUGACAAUACUCUGGGUCUGAAGACUUUGUCAUGCGAAAGUCUGGCAUCACAAUCGGACGACGGCUAUCCAGCGGCACCAAGUGGUGUGCCUGGUGCACCAGGCGCUAAAGACUUGGAAGCCGCCCUAAAACGCCUAACACCCGCUGAAGUAUUGGCACGACGUGCUAUGCUCUCCUAUGCUCCAGUUGGUACGUAUUCAUAUGAUGAGCAGCCAACCACCACAAAUACACUUCCACUAGGUGUACGCACGCCAGAUAGUAUUAUGUCGACAGGUUCGUCGGGAAUUUCAUCCACGAAUAUGUCGGCAUCAAUGCAACAAUGGCGGCUACCGGAAAAAUUGCAAAUUGUGAAACCGAUAGAAGGUUCACAGACACUGCAUCAUUGGUCCAGGUUGGCAACGCCAACAUUAAGUGGCCUACUUGAGGAACGACCCGGUGUUACCAUACGCGGUGGACGUGGCCUAGACGAUUUGGGCAUGCAAGUGUAUACAUUGUCCGAUGUGGAGGAGGAUGUAAGCGAUGACUUACCGGGGAAGCAAUUCGAAGCGUCUGGCUGUACAUUUACAUAUACAACGAGCAUGGUAAUGCAUCCCGAUGACGGUUUGAAUGAUUUGUCAUUCUUGUCACAGUCACAAUUGUCAUCACGUAUGGCCUCCGCAUCGACAUCGCGUCAACCAAGUUGCCCGCCCACACCACACGGUGGACUGUCCCGAAAGAAUUCCUGUUCGACGUUUUCGGUAAAUCUUGGAUUGGCUUCAAUGUUAAACGAACGUGGUAUCAAGGCUGUAACGCCAAGUGCGCUGAAUACACCCGCUGGACCGAAUUUCACACCAACUGUUACGCCCUGCAAUAGUCCCGAGGGUUCACCACCACGCUCAGCAUCACCUGAACCAUUGUUCGGCAUUCUGUCGACUGGUGCAGAUUUAAUUCGACGCAAACUAAUCGGCGAUAUCGAAAGGCCGAAUCGUAAUCUAGCUCAAAAACAACAAAAAAUCAUGCUAUCGCGCUUGGAGAGACGUGCAUUACGUUCACUAAAACUGGUCGAGAAGGUGGAGAGUAUUGGUUUAGAGAAUAUUAUAGUAGCACAACCAAAUUCUAUGUCCCAGUUGGCUAGCGGUAUAGCGAGUCGCAGCUCCAGUCCAAUGGCACAAUUAAUUAGUCUUAAGAAUCUGCACACAUGCGCCAAUAACGUAGUGGACGAUAUACACUUCGAUCGUGAUCAAAUAAAAACCGUGCUACAUAAGGGACUGACUACGCCCACCACGACCAGUACAUGCGCAAGAAGCGAUGAUGAAAGCGUGGAAACAGAAUCGAUUUCAAGCGUAAUAAGUACCGAAAGAACUGUUAAAAACGAACAACAGCAUACAGUAAUAAAUAUCACACAAAAUGUGACUGCGGCAACGGUCACGACAGCGGCACCCACAAAUGGUACAAGCACAACCGAGUCGCGUAUAAAGCAAUUACAACGACAAAAGUCCCGUCGCAAUCUUAAGAAUGGUAUUGGUGGUCAACGACCAGAUUUAGGUACGAUCAAUGGUAAUGGUGCUGGUGGUGGUAGUGGACGUGUACGUCCCGAUCUAGGAAAAGUUUCGACCGGACCCUCAACGUCUGCGGCAGCCAAAAGCAACAUGACAAAUGCCACUAUCACAGAUGUGUCACAGACGAAGAAGGGUGCGCACAAUAAAGUACGUGAAACGCGAGAACAACAAAGUAUAACACAAGCAGUUGUCGGAACUGUGAGUUCAUUACUUUUUGGACGUAAAGGUGGCUGGCUGUAGAGCACUUAUACUACUUAUUUUACUAAAUGUGCUUAUUUAAGUAUGAUGAUAAUAUAUAAUAAUAUUUACUACAUAAUUUAGUUUGACAGUGUUUGAAGCGAGGAUUAAUCGCUAUAAACGGAUAACGAAUAGUGAGUGCUAAACGAUGACAGAGCAUAGUCGAAAAAAAGUUAAACAACUAACGAAGAAAUUUGCAAAUGAAUACAGUUUUAUUUUUUAUAAGCAAACAUCUAAUCUAAAUUGCUUGUAGUGCUGCAAGCAGGCAGCAAAGAUGUCGAAAGCGCAAAGUUCUCGCGUGUUUAUGUAUAUAAAUAAGAAUUAUUUGCAACGAUAGUGAAGCUGUGAAUAAGUCUCUAUGAGUAGGCUAAUAACAUUUUUUGUUUUUGGUGCACUUAUUUAUGUAGCGCAUUUGAUAGCCAUUAGGGGGAUUCUCUUGAGCUUGUAUACCAUAAGAUACUAUCGUGCGCUUGCAUCUUUUGAUCUAAGAUUCGUGGAAUCACACAAGAGUAUGAGAAUCCCGCUAUUAUGUAUUCCAAACAAAAAUGUUAGUAUAUGAAUAGAUGAAAUAUAUAUGCUAUACGUUGUGUAUCCCUUCACAAGGCGUAGCUAACACAACAAAUGUGUAAUCACAUGAGGAGUGGAAAAACUUUUACAAGUCAUAUUAAAAUAUUUUCAAGCAUUCGCAAACUAUUUGUGAUUUGUACCGCACGCAUAAAUAUUUAUUAUUUACCUUAUUUUUAUCACAUAACCUAAGAAAUUUGUUUUUAUGUUGUAUCGAUCUAUUCUUGUUUAUAUAUUAAUUUAUUGAAAUUGAAUAUUAAGUUUUGAACAUAUACAUAUGUACACUUACUUUCACAUGGCGGAGCAAUAAAUACCAUACACAAGUUAAUAUUUAAUACUGCCACGGUGAGUUCACUUUAUACCUACAAACUUUAUACGCUUAGUUUAAAAUUCGCAUUUUAUGGCAACAGUUUUGAAACUAGUGUAAAUAUAAAUAUGUAUAUAUUAAAACAAUUUAUUGAAUGCCUGUAAAAAA
Molecule: messenger RNA, 7328 nt
Organism: Bactrocera oleae (olive fruit fly)
Lineage: Eukaryota; Metazoa; Arthropoda; Insecta; Diptera; Tephritidae
Gene: milt
Product: trafficking kinesin-binding protein milt
Biological process (GO): protein targeting; mitochondrion distribution; vesicle transport along microtubule
Cellular component (GO): cytoplasmic vesicle; mitochondrion
Molecular function (GO): myosin binding
Source: RefSeq, a predicted model, not a curated record